AUGUCUGGAAACACUUAUAUAAAGUCGUUUACCCACCUCAAGGACAAGCCGAACGAAAAGCAAGCGCUGGAAAUGCUCAAGAGAAUCGCGAGCCUGGUCAAACCGAUCAUGCGCGCACACAACUGGGUUCUACCUGUGCUGAGCGAGUUCUUCCCUACCAAUCCUGGUCUCCUCGGGAUGAACGUUAAUCAUGGUGAGAAAAUCUACCUGCGUCUCCGGCCGCAUCAUUCGCCGUCAUGGUUCAUGGACGAAGAAGAGGUCGUUGGCACGAUGCUUCACGAGCUCACUCACAACGUCCACGGACCUCACGACGACAAGUUCUACAAGUUUCUUUCCGGCCUAGAGGACGAGUACUAUGCACUCCGUGUGAAAGGCUAUUCGGGCGAAGGUUUCCAAUCCGAGGGCAAACGGCUGGGCUUUGGUGUCGGGCACAAUGUUCCGAUGAGCCAGGCGAGAUCCAAAGCCAUUGCGGCAGCAGAACAGCGUCAGAAGAUGGCUGGAAUCAUGGCUGGUAGUGGUAGCAAGCUCGGUGGAGGCUUUGUUCAACGCGGUGGCAAGACGGCGAGAGAAUUGGCAGCCGAGGCGGCGUCGAGGAGAGCAUUGGACGAGAAAAAGUGUGCAUCACUCUCCGAAGAAGUCAUCAACCGUGAGAUGGAGGAGGCGCUCGCACAGAGCAUCCUCGACAUUCCCGACAUCGACGUCCCCCCCUCUCCACCUCGAAUCGCAUCGACGUCUUCACUUCCACCGGAGCGCGUGCCUGCCAGACGACCAGACCGUACACACUCGGUGCUGGCUUCUCGAGCGAGUGCAGCAGUGGAGAGAAGGAUGGCAAAUGGAAACCAAUCGAAUGCCCCUUAUCCUCCUCCAAAUCAUGGUAGUGGUGCUUCUAAGAGACGGGCUGCUACGGAACCCAUGGCAUCAAAGGGAUGGGAUUGUCCCAUCUGUACGUUGAUCAACUCUUCAUUGGCGCUCCAAUGCGAGGCGUGUGGUUUGAACCGACCUGUCGAUCCGUUGGUUGGGUGGACGUGUCUCGGAUGUGGACAGGGAGGGAAUCAGGUCGAGUGGUGGACGUGCAAGGCGUGUGGCAGGAUGAAGAGCGAGGUUGCCGGUGGCUAG
This is a messenger RNA of Serendipita indica DSM 11827, 1116 nucleotides long. NCBI's taxonomy places the organism in Eukaryota, Fungi, Basidiomycota, Agaricomycetes, Sebacinales, Serendipitaceae. The record is from the annotation of a GenBank genome assembly.